Molecule: messenger RNA, 4423 nt
Organism: Scatophagus argus
Lineage: Eukaryota; Metazoa; Chordata; Actinopteri; Scatophagidae
Gene: mthfr
Product: methylenetetrahydrofolate reductase (NAD(P)H)
Exons: 12
Coding region: 900-2885 (661 amino acids)
Biological process (GO): tetrahydrofolate interconversion
Cellular component (GO): cytosol
Molecular function (GO): FAD binding; methylenetetrahydrofolate reductase [NAD(P)H] activity
Source: RefSeq, a predicted model, not a curated record
AGAUACAUAACAGACGAACUCAAACGCAGCAUCUACAGUCAGCCUCAGGUUUAUAAAAAGGCUGCUUUCAUCAGCUGUAUAUAAACGUAAGUUUUCAUUUAUUAACUAAAUACACCACCAUCCAGAUGGCAAUUCAGUGUGUCACUGCCGUCACGUCAACAACCCCGCUCAAACGCAGGUUUACAUCACUCUUUACGGUAAAGCGUGUGUAAACUCUCCAUGGUGCAUUCGAGUUUCAUUAAACAAUUUUAUUUGGAUUUUUUUGCGGAAUUUUUAAAAUGUGGCAAUGCAUGUCUAAUAUGUGUCAGUUUGGCACCUACUUAUUAAAAUGCUCCAGUUUAUUCACAGCAAUAUGAUUUUUUAAAUAAAAUGAUAGCUAGAUGGGUAGAUCGACAAACGUAAGUCAGAAAAAAUACUUAUAUACAUUAAUACCGUUUUAAGAAACCUUCGUCGCCUUUUAAUCAAAUAUUAUAGAGUUUACGAGGUGCCUAUGAAUGCAUGCAACGACGUCCUUGUCCGCUAACACAAGCUUUACCGUAUAGAGGGAUGUAAACGUACAACCGAUCUGUAAGUGGCGAUAGCGCGACUGCACGUUUCAGGAAUGUAGAUGGCGUCACCGCGGUACUGUGUCCAAUGUACGUUUCUGUAGCAGCAAAUGUUCCUUCUUGGGUGAGAAACAUUCUGGCGACAAAGUGACCAUCGACUGACUCUGAGGGAGGUAAGAUAAGCACAUUUGCUUUAUUUUCCACAACGUAAAAAUAACAUUCCUGGGUUUAACUGUUAGCUUGUUGUUGUACCACCGGGCUAACUUUGCCUGUUGUCUUUCAGGCUAGAGUGGUAGCGGGGUCUGAGCGGCUGCUUGCCACUACUUUGCUCUACUAUCAGUACAAGUUACAAUCAUGGUGAACCAGGUUCAGCGAGGGGACGGUAGUUUGCAGUCAUGCAAGAGUGACUCCAGUGGAGCCAGCAACAGCGGCGGGGAGAGCUCCAAGGAGAGUUCCCGGUGUUCCACGCCGGUACUGGACGCAGACCGGUCGGACAGGCUGCGUGACAAGAUGCAAAGGAGGAUGGAUUCUGGUGACCACUGGUUCUCACUGGAAUUCUUUCCUCCCCGCACAGCCAGUGGAGCUGUUAAUCUGAUCUCAAGAUUUGACCGUAUGGGCUCUGGAGGGCCCCUGUUCAUUGACAUUACCUGGCAUCCAGCUGGGGACCCCGGCUCAGACAAGGAAACCUCAUCAAUGAUGAUUGCCAGCACAGCGGUCAACUAUUGUGGCCUGGAGAGCAUCCUCCACCUGACCUGCUGCAACCAAACCAAAGAGAAGAUUACUGGUUACCUAGGCAAGGCAAAGCACCUGGGCCUCAAGAACAUAAUGGCACUAAGGGGAGACCCAGUGGGAGCAGACUGGGAGGAAGAGGAGGGAGGCUUCAACUAUGCCAUUGACCUUGUUAAACAUAUCCGAUCAGAGUUUGAUAAUUACUUUGACAUCUGUGUUGCUGGAUACCCCACAGGCCACCCUGAGGCAGAAAGCUAUGAGGACGAUCUCAGGCACCUGAAGGAGAAGGUGGAUGCUGGAGCAGACUUUGUCAUUACUCAACUGUUCUUCAGGGCAGACACUUUCCUUAAGUUUCUGGAUGACUGCAGGGCAAUUGGUAUCACAUGUCCCAUCCUACCAGGAAUUUUCCCCAUUCAGGGUUACCAGUCUCUGCGUCAGCUUGUCAAGCUAUCAAAGCUCGAAGUACCAGAGGAGAUCACCAAAGUCAUCGAGCCGAUCAAAGACAAUGAUGCUGCUAUCCGUAACUAUGGAAUCCAACAUGCGGUGGAGAUGUGCCGUGUGCUGCUGGAUAGUGGCAAGGUACCAGGCCUCCAUUUCUAUACACUGAAUCGAGAAGUUGCCACCAUGGAGGUGCUCCGACAGCUGGGCCUGUGGAUUGAAGAUCCCAGACGACCUCUUCCCUGGGCAGUGAGUGCCCAUCCCAAACGGAAGGUAGAAGAUGUUCGACCCAUCUUCUGGGCAUCUAGGCCCAAGAGCUACAUCUACAGAACCCAGGACUGGGACGAGUUCCCCAACGGCAGAUGGGGAAACUCUUCAUCUCCAGCUUUUGGUGAGUUAAACGACUACUACCUGUUCUACUUGAAGAGCAAGUCAUCCAAAGACGCACUGCUACAAAUGUGGGGUGAGGAGCUGAUGAAUGAAGAGAGCGUCUUUGAGGUCUUCACCUGCUACAUCACAGCCCAGCCAAACUGCAGUGGACAGAAGGUGAUGUGUUUGCCAUGGAAUGAUGAGCCUCUAGCCCCAGAGACCAACCUGUUGAAAGACAAGCUUGGGAAGGUAAACAGGCGAGGAGUGCUCACCAUCAAUUCCCAGCCCAAUAUCAAUGGCAAACCUUCCACAGACCCUAUAGUGGGUUGGGGACCUGCAGGAGGCUACGUCUUUCAGAAGGCCUAUCUGGAGUUCUUCACCUCCAGUGAAAACGUGACAGCUCUGCUCAAAGUACUGAAGAAGUAUGAGCCCCGUGUCAACUACCAUAUUGUUAAUGUACAUGGCCAUAACCUGACAAAUGCCCCUGACAUGCAGCCUAACGCUGUAACAUGGGGGAUCUUUCCUGGCAGGGAGAUUGUUCAGCCUACUGUGGUUGACCCAGUCAGCUUUAUGUUUUGGAAGGAUGAGGCCUUCGCCUUGUGGAUCGAGCAAUGGGCCAAACUCUAUGAAGACGAGUCUCCUUCACGGAUGAUCAUCAAAUAUAUCCAUGACAACUACUUCCUUGUAAAUCUGGUGGAUAAUGACUUUCCUCUGGAGAACUGUCUGUGGCAGGUCAUUGAUGAUAUGUUUGAGUUGAUUGAUGCACCUCCAGAGCUGCUCCAUGAUGGAGCAGUUGCUGAAUAAAAUCAUUUUUGGGGAAAGAAAGAACACUGUAACUAUUGACAUUUUAUGCAUUGUCUAAAAAAUCUUAACACAGUGCUUGAGUAAGAAGUGUACUUCAGUGUUUUCAAAGACGUUUUUAACAUUUAGGUGAAUGAAAUUCUGGAAAGUCUUAUAAGCCAUAUCCAGAUGUUUUUACAAAAGUUUUUUUUUUUUUUUUUUUUUUUUUUUACCUGAUUAGGUGCUUCAUUCUCUGUAGCACUCUAAAUUACAACUAACUUCACUCAUUCUUUUAAAGGUGACUUUUACCCCACUGAACACUUUUGGAAUGAACCGGAACAGAGAUUGCGAGCCAGACUGCAUGAAUGAGCACAGAUUCCCACAGAAACACAAAAUCUUGUGAUGUGAUGUCAUUAUAGCCCCUGUUGGUGUCAUGGCCAGGUGCCCCAAUACUUUUGUCUAUAUAGUGCCUAAGGGGAAUCUCUUUCCAUCUGGCGCAAAUGUCCAUUUGGACUCAAGGAUGAGCUGAUCAGAAUUUGGUAGUUAAAGAUAACGUUGUGCCAGCGUUGGCCCAAUGCUUUUGUCUGUAUAGUGUAUCUUAAUGAAUGUCCCAACCCCAUCUCAUGACAAUCAACAAUAGUUAUUGAGACGUUUCAUUUAAAAUAUGGUUGAAAACUUACUGCCUUUUGGCAAAAUAACAUUUUGAAUAAAAAAAUGUAGUAUGUGAUUCCAUGUCAACCUGCUGCAAACACUAGAGAAAAAGUCAGGAAAUCAUCGGUGUCCUAAGGAUUCAUACCCAGAUGACCAUGAAUGCCCAAAAUGUCACUGCAGUCCUUUCAGUAGUUGGGUUCAUACUGGGUAUAUGUGGAAAUAUCAUGUCCAUUUCCCAGAUGAAAACCUACAAGAUUUCAUAGUCUCACAAUGUAGAAGGUGCAGUCAGGAUGCUCCCUUAGCAAGGUCAGUGACGAAAAGUACUGCCACUCUGCUGCUCCAUUUGUUUUUUCCAUUAGGACAAUCUUAAAAACAACAUCUGUUGUCAUGUCCAUUAAAGAGUAUAGUAAUGAGCUGCUUUAUUUGGAAAACAUCAUAAGAUAAUUCUGAUUCUGACUUGAAGUGACAUGUCAUUGUACUUUGCCAUUUUAAUAGACCUUGGAGGCAGCAAUUGUUUCAGCUUCAGCCAUGACCUCUGGCCUUGUUUCAGAUCAUUCAAAAGAAUUCUGUUAAUCAUGCCAGUAUGGCUGCUGUCUUUCUGUGGAUAUCUAGAUAAAUAAACAACCAUAUGAAUAGUAUUUGGACUGAUAUUUGUCAGCAGCUAGAAAUGAAAGGAAAAAAAUGUACAUUUAUUGUCCAUUUUCCGUUUGUAACAGCCUCACAUAACUCAUAACCUUUUUUUGCUAUUGUAAAUUUUUGUUGUAAGUUUUCUAAUAUUGUAUCAUUAUAAUUCCUGCUUGUCGACAUUAGGUAAUACAGUUUGCACUGCAGGUCAUCAUCAUCUGGAGUCAACAUAUAUUUUGCAUACCUUUGUGUGGAGCAUUGGAAUAAACUUGUGUUUUAAAUGUGAA